Molecule: messenger RNA, 2679 nt
Organism: Schistosoma curassoni
Lineage: Eukaryota; Metazoa; Platyhelminthes; Trematoda; Strigeidida; Schistosomatidae
Source: the annotation of a GenBank genome assembly
AUGGAUGAAGACCAAGUUAUCGUUAUCGAUGAACAAGAUAGGCCGUUUGAGGAAGAACUUAUUCGUAAUCCACACAAUGUUAAGUCGUGGCUUAGAUACAUUAGUAUGAAAGCGAAGUCACCCCCAAAAGUGGUUUAUAUGUUAUAUGAACGAGCUGUAAAACAGUUGCCUGGGAGUUAUAAAUUAUGGUAUCGUUAUCUACGUCUACGGCGUGUGCAUUCACGUUCUCUUUGUCCUGGUAGUAUUCUGCAUGAAGAAACUAAUAAUGCCCAUGAAAGGGCUCUUGUUACAAUGCACAAGAUGCCUCGUAUAUGGAUAGAUUAUUUAAUGUUCCUAAUGUCACAAGGAUUGAUUACUCGAACAAGACAUGCUUUUGACAGGGCAUUGAAAGCUUUACCAAUUACCCAACAUGAUAGGAUAUGGAAUUUGUAUUUAAGAUUUGCUGAUAGACACGGUCAUAAAAUUAACGAGACCUGUGUACGAAUCUACAGACGAUAUGUAAAGUUUGCUCCAGAUGAUAUGGAACGUUUUGUCAAUUUUCUUAUUCAACAUGGAAAUGCCAAUGAAGCCGCAGUUGUCUUAUCUGAAAUAAUUAAUGAUGAUAGUUUUAUGAGUCGUGAAGGAAAAUCUAAAUUCCAAUUGUGGAACCAAUUAUGCAAUCUUUUGGUUAAAAAUCCUUUGAAGAUUACAUCGCUGAAAGCAGAUCCCAUUAUUCGUCAAGGAAUUCAUCGUUAUACUGACCAGGUUGGUGUUUUAUGGAAUUCUUUGGCUGACUAUCAUAUACGUUGUGAAAAUCUUGCACGGGCCAGAGAUGUUUAUGCAGAAGCAUUGAAUAGCGUUUCAACAGUUCGUGAUUUCACUCAAGUUUUUGAUGCCUAUGCGGAAUUUGAAGAAUCAAUGGCAAAGGCAAAGAUGGCUGCUUUGGAACAAUCUGAUGUUACAGAAGAUGAUGAGUUGGAUGUCGAAUUGUAUCUAGCACGUCUUGAAUCUCUCAUGGAUCGUCGUCCUUUACUCUUAAAUAGUGUGUUGUUACGUCAAAAUCCUCAUAACGUAGCGGAUUGGUUGAAACGUGUUGAAUUAUUGAAAAGUCAGGGAGCACGUGAACAGAUUGCAGCAUUCAUGGAGGGCAUUACAUCGGUUGAUCCAGCUAAGGCAACAGCAGGUCGUCCAUCAUCAUUAUGGACUGGUCUGUCACGUUUAUAUGAAGAACAUGGUCAGUUGAAUGAUGCACGAGUAGUACUUGAAAAAGCAACUGGUGUUGCUUUUAUGCAUGUUGAAGAUUUAGCAGCUGUAUGGUGUGAAUGGGCUGAAAUGGAAAUGCGUCAUGAUCAACCUGAAACAGCACUUCGUUUGUUAGGGAAAGCUACUACUGCACCAUCACGUAAAGUCGAUUAUUAUGAUCGUUCAGAACCUGUUCAAGCACGACUCCAUAAAUCUUUACGUCUUUGGUCGUUGUAUACGGAUUUAGAAGAAAGUUUUGGUACAUUUGAAACAACAAAGGCUGCCUAUGAUCGAAUGAUUGAUUUACGUAUAGCAACUCCUCAAAUUAUUAUGAAUUAUGCAUUAUUCCUGGAAGAAUUAAAUUAUUUUGAAGAUGCUUUUAAAGCAUAUGAAAAAGGUGUUGCAUUAUUUCGUUGGCCAAAUGUUUACGAUAUAUGGGCUACUUAUUUGUCUAAGUUUAUUGAACGUUACGGUGGAAAUAAAUUGGAACGUGCUCGUGAUUUAUUUGAACAAUGUUUAGAGAAAUGUCCACCGAAAUAUGCUAAAGCGUUACAUUUAUUGUAUGCACGACUUGAAGAACAACAUGGACUUGCACGUCGUGCUAUUCGUAUUUAUGAACGAGCUACAGAAGCUGUUCUUCCAGAAGAAAGAUUUGAGAUGUUCAAUAUCUAUAUUCAACGUAUUGCCGAUCUUCAUGGUGUUACGCAUACACGUUCAGCGUAUGAACAAGCAAUAGAACGUUUACCUGAAGAACAUUCGCGUAAAAUGUGUUUAAGAUUUGCUGAUCUUGAAAGAAAAUUAGGUGAAAUCGAUCGAGCACGAGCUGUUUAUGCUUAUUGUGCACAAAUGUGUGAUCCUCGGACCGAAACACAAUUUUGGCAAAUAUGGAAAGAAUUUGAAGUAACACAUGGUAAUGAAGAUACUCUACGUGAAAUGUUACGAAUUCGACGUAGUGUACAAGCAACUUAUAAUACACGUGUUAGUUUUGUUGCAAGUCAAUUACAAUUGAAUGAAGAAAAUCCAACAACAAAUGUACCAAAAGAUGAAAUGCAAAAAUUAGAUAAAUCACAAACAGAAAUCAAUAUUAUAAGUACCAAAAGUAGUUUAACUAGUGGUCGUCCUAUGGUACAAUUUCAAUCCGCUGGUAUAAAACAAUUAGGUUUAAUGAAUGAAAAAGAUGAUAAACAAAAAAAAGCUAGUGCUAAUAUUGAAGAGAUUGAUAUCAAUGUUGAUGAAGGAGAAGAUGAAGAAGAAGAGGAGGAGGUCGAUGAUGAUGAUGAUUCAAUGGGAGAACAAGAAUUAAAAGAAACAUUAAAUAAAGAUAAUAUUGAAUGUAGAGUAUCUAAUAAACGACGAAGAAAAGUUCAUUCAGACGAUAUUGAUAUUGAAAAUCAACCUGUUCCAUUGGCGGUAUUUGGUAGUUUAAAGAAGGUCGAUGAUGAUGAUGAAGACAGUUGA